AUGCAAGUGAUAAACCACAGGAUCAGAGAGUCCUUCCAGACGAUAUCAGAACAGUAUCAGCAUUUGCAUGCCUUGCGUAUUCGUGGCUUGAGUACACCUCUCUGGCUUACUCCUAGGUUUGUAGCAACACUGAGGAAGAAACCCUUCUUGACCGAAAUCGAUGCUCAGCUGUAUGGCCUAGACUGUGAAGGCGUCGAGAAAUCAAUUCAGGCACUCACAUCAGAGGAGAACAGCGUCAACUUGACUGGCAUACGAUUGCCCAUCUGGCCAAGACACAACCACCAUAUGAACCCAUUAGGCACGUGGCGAGAUACCAUUAGACCUCUGCAUGACUUUGAGGGACUCACUCACCUGGAAUUGGAUGCUGUCAGCUUGUCUUAUGUCAGUACGUUAAACGAAGGCGAUGGCUUUGAUUUGGAUACAAUAUUUAAUAUCCUUCCGACAUGGACAACUCUUAAACUGAGUGGAUCUACCUUGCAACUAUCUGAACAAGCAUGUUUGCAGCGAAAUCUCCCAACAUCCACCAGACUACAUGAGCUAGCCUUGCACAAAAUUGCCUUUUCGACGUCCAUCACGGACUGUCUGUCUCGGCACUGCCCUAAAUUGAAGCGACUCAUCAUGUAUGAUUGCCAACAACAGCAGAGCCACGAUAACCAACAGCUCAAAAUCAGUAUAGAUUUGCAGCCCCUCGAUCUUGAUUUAUUAGUACUCUAUCGAGUACGACACCCAUACCAAUCGGCAGAAAGUCGUGCAUCUUCUGGUGCUCGCUAUUUGUGUAUGAACGGUCAAGAUUGGUUGCAUCUUUCCGUCAAGCACGACAAUGACACUUGCGAAGCGAGACCAGUGCGGGACCAAUCCAAAAUCAACCAAAUCACUGGUUACAACGAAAUCUCGCGGGAAAAAUGGAAUCCAAGCCGUGCAAGAUACUACACCGAGGAGGGAUGGCUGCAGGAUGUGGUCUUUGGUUAUAUCAAUGUGCGAUGCAAAAGUGCGAACAAAGUCUUUUUGGACGAGAGCCGUGUUAUAUCAUAA
This is a messenger RNA of Mucor velutinosus, 1032 nucleotides long. RefSeq lists its product as uncharacterized. The coding region runs from base 1 to 1032 and encodes 343 amino acids. The transcript has a single exon. The record is from RefSeq and is a predicted model, not a curated record. NCBI's taxonomy places the organism in Eukaryota, Fungi, Mucoromycota, Mucoromycetes, Mucorales, Mucoraceae.